This is a messenger RNA of Camelina sativa (false flax), 1113 nucleotides long. Lineage: Eukaryota; Viridiplantae; Streptophyta; Magnoliopsida; Brassicales; Brassicaceae. The record is from RefSeq and is a predicted model, not a curated record.
GCCAUUUUCUAUUACAACCAUCUAAACUAAAGACACCAAAACAAACAAGAAGAAAUGGCUAGCUCCGAAGCUCUCCUCUUGCCCGUAACCUACCCACAAGAUCCACUAUCCAAAUCAAGAUCCAACCCGAUCCCCGAGACCAGCCGGAGAAGACCCAUCAAAGUACUUAUCGCUGUCUUUUCCAGUUUGAUCUUGAUAGCUUUGUACGUUGCUCUCACCGACACACACGAAGGUUCCAAUGAUGAAACAGCGACGGAGUCACGUGCUAGUUUGGCCGGUGUAUCGGAGAAGGACAACGAACGGUUUUGGAAAGUUUCUGGUCGGAAAAGGGAAACGUUCCCGUGGAAUGAUACUAUGUUGUCGUGGCAACACACGGUGUUUCAUUUCCAGCCUGAGAAACAUUGGAUGAACGAUCCUAAUGGUCCGUUGUUCUAUAAGGGAUGGUACCAUUUCUUCUACCAACACAACCCAUAUGGAACCGUAUGGGGUAACAUUGUUUGGGGUCACGCCGUGUCAAAGGACCUUAUUCACUGGCUUUACCUCCCAAUAGCCAUGGUUCCUGACCAAUGGUACGACGUUAACGGCGUUAUAACCGGUUCAGCCACUUUCCUUGACGAUGGCUCCAUUGUCAUGCUCUACACCGGUAUCACGGGCGAAUUUGUACAGGUUCAAAACCUUGCUUAUCCCGAGGACCCUAGCGACCCCCUUUUGUUGAAAUGGGUCAAGUUCUCCGGCAACCCGAUUCUGUUACCUCCUCCAGGUAUUGGCGCAAAGGACUUCCGUGACCCGACAACGGCAUGGAAGACAUCAUCCGGAAAAUGGCGGAUCGCCAUCGGCUCCAAAAUCAAUAGAACUGGAGUGUCUCUUCUUUACGACACUACAGAUUUCAAAACCUACGAGCUACUUGAUACCUUGCUGCACCAAGUCUCCAACACCGGAGAGUGGGAGUGCGUUGAUUUUUACCCGGUGUCGAAGACUGAAGUCAUUGGGCUUGACACUUCAGUCAAGGGACCAGACGUGAAGCAUGUCGUGAAGGCUAGCAUGGACGAUACUAGAAUGGACCUUUAUGCCAUUGGAACGUAUUUUGAUUCAAACGCUACAUGGAUCCCUGAU